AUGUCAUUCCUAGGUGGCGCUGAGUGCUCGACGGCGGGAAAUCCGCUCAGCCAGUUUACGAAACAUGUGCAGGAUGAUAAGAGCUUGCAGAGGGAUAGGUUGGUGGGGCGUGGACCGGGUCCUAGUAUGCAGGGCAUGAGGAGUACGAAUGGGAUGGGUAUGGCUGGGAGUCAAGAUAAUAUGAUGAAUGAGUUUAUGCAGCAGAAUGGCCAACUCCCUGAGACUUUCGCCAUGCAGCAUGAUAUCCACCAGGCGCAGAAUAUGCGUGCUUCGUCAACGUCGCCCGGCCUAGGAGGGUGGGCACAGGAAUUCAACCCCGGAGUGGAGGAUCGGGCCCGAAUGGAGGCUGCUUUCCAGGUUCCCAAGGGAGCGGCGUUUAGCCCCGCGGAUUUUGCCCGGUUUCAGCAAAUGGGACAGUCCUCGGCGCGGGCUGCGAGCCCGAUGCAACAACAGCAGAAUAUGGAGAGUAACUACUCGGCAUACCAAGGGCGGGGAAUGGGUAUGGGGAUGGGUAUGAACAGUAUGGGCGGCAUGGGUGGUAUGGGCAUGGGCAUGAUGAAUAGACAGCAUUUCCAAGGGCCCCAGGACCUACAGCAACAGGAUAAAGGGAAGGGGAAGAUGAUAGAACUCGAUGAUGAGCAUUGGGAGGAGCAGUUCAAGCAAAUUGACCUGCAAGGGCAGGAACAGGACGAGGCCCUGGCAGCCGAGGCGGAGCUUGAUCAAAUGGACAGGUCAGUGCUUGAAUCCGAAACCAAUGAAUUUGGUGAUUUUGAGUCUAUCUGGAAAGGAAUACAAGCUGAGACCGCGGCUGCUAGGGAGCUGGUUAACGAACAGAAUCUCGAUGAGAAUUGGCACAUGGGAGAGAGCGAUCAGUGGGAUGGCUUUUCCGGCUUAGGCACACACCAGUCGCCAUUCCGAGAUCCUCAGUUAGGGGACUACAUGUUUGAAGAGGAGAAUAUCUUCAAGGAGGUUGGUAACCCGUUUGAAGAAGGCGUUCGGAUAAUGCAGGAGGGCGGAAACCUCUCCCUCGCAGCUUUAGCUUUCGAAGCCGCUGUCCAGAAAGAUCCACAACAUGUUGAGGCCUGGGUUCUUCUUGGCUCAGCACAGGCACAAAACGAGAAAGAAACACCAGCUAUCCGCGCAUUGGAGCAAGCCUUGAAGGCGGACCCGAAUAAUCUCGAGGCUCUCAUGGGUUUAGCGGUCAGCUAUACCAAUGAAGGCUAUGACAGCACCGCCUACCGAACUCUAGAACGCUGGCUCUCGAUCAAAUACCCCGCAAUUAUAUCACCCGGCGACCUCUCCUCGGAAGCAGAAGUAGGCUUCACUGACCGACACAUCCUCCAUGAAAAAGUCACCGACCUCUUCAUCCGCGCAGCCCAGCUCUCACCAGACGGCGAGCAUAUGGAUCCCGAUGUGCAAGUUGGACUGGGCGUCCUGUUCUACGGCGCUGAAGAGUAUGACAAAGCCGUGGACUGUUUCUCCGCCGCUCUAGCCAGCACAGAAUCAGGAGCUACAAACCAGCGAGAACAGGUCCAUCUCCUCUGGAACAGGCUCGGUGCCACAUUAGCAAAUAGUGGACGCAGUGAGGAGGCUAUCGCGGCCUACGAAAAGGCGUUAACGCUCCGCACAAACUUCGUGCGCGCACGCUACAACCUCGGCGUAUCAUGUAUCAACAUCGGCUGCUACGAGGAAGCUGCAUCGCAUCUCCUAGGCGCGCUGGCCAUGCACAAAGUAGUAGAAAACGAAGGCAGGGAGAAGGCGAGGGAUAUCCUCGGUGCGGGCGGUGAUGUGAGUGAAGCGGAUCUCGAGCGCAUGAUUAACCAGAAUCAAAGUACCAACCUGUAUGAUACGCUUCGAAGGGUAUUUUCCCAGAUGGGGAGAAGGGAUUUGGCGGAGCGUGUGGUUGUCGGUAUGGAUGUCGAGGCUUUGAGAGGGGAGUUUGAUUUCUGA
Venustampulla echinocandica is the source of this 1950-nucleotide messenger RNA. RefSeq lists its product as uncharacterized. Gene Ontology annotation, cellular component: cytosol; peroxisomal membrane. The coding region runs from base 1 to 1950 and encodes 649 amino acids. Gene Ontology annotation, molecular function: protein binding. NCBI's taxonomy places the organism in Eukaryota, Fungi, Ascomycota, Leotiomycetes, Helotiales, Pleuroascaceae. The record is from RefSeq and is a predicted model, not a curated record. Gene Ontology annotation, biological process: protein import into peroxisome matrix, docking. The transcript has 2 exons.